Messenger RNA from Alosa sapidissima (American shad), 4776 nucleotides. RefSeq names its product coiled-coil domain containing 39 (gene ccdc39). The transcript is spliced from 23 exons. The record is from RefSeq and is a predicted model, not a curated record. The coding region runs from base 233 to 3076 and encodes 947 amino acids. Lineage: Eukaryota; Metazoa; Chordata; Actinopteri; Clupeiformes; Clupeidae. Gene Ontology annotation, biological process: cilium movement; cilium-dependent cell motility; inner dynein arm assembly. Gene Ontology annotation, cellular component: axoneme.
AUCAGUUGGAAACCCCUGCAAAGGGAUAGUGGAAUAUCUUUCACAGCGCAGCUGACAACGGUUGCUAUGGAGCUGACAACAAAUCGGCGGGGACCACACGCUAGUUAACAUUAGCCGAAUACACUCAGGUUUUCAACUUGAAUUUCUAUCGUAGUUCAUUUAACUAGUCUUAUCUAUCAACAAGUGUUUGUACUAAUAUCUUAAAAUCUGAAAAGGUAAUCUCGAUAGAAAAAUGUCUGACGCGCUUUUAUCCGAGGUUGGCUGGGAUGAAGGCUUUGCCAUUCCCGUUGCAAAUGCAGAAAACAAAGCCUUGGAGGAUGAGCUUCAGAGGAAACAAAGGGACAAGACAAUCCUGGAGAAUAAACUGGCCGAAUAUAAGGACAGGAUUAACGCCAUGACUGAACAUCUGAAAAAUGUCAAACAAGAGUUGUCACACACUCAGGCACUGUGCAAAGCUAGGGAAAAAGAGACUGACACAGAGAAGCAUUUUAAAGCCCUGGCUGAGAGAGAGAUGGGCCGUCUGCAACAGGAGAUUGCGCAGCUAGAGAAAGAGCUUGGCUCAUUAAGGGAGAGGCACACUGCUCAAGAGAACAGCAUAUUCAAAACCACUCAAACACUGGAGGAGCUGAGCAACCGCCUGAACUGGGACCAGAAGACUCUGGAUGCCUGGCUGGAUGAGUCGGCUCGGAGGGAUGAGGACACGAUGGCCAUUCUUAAAUAUGCCCAGCAGGACGAGAGUCAAAUUAAAGAGCUGACACUAAACAUUGAAAAGUUGAACCUUCAGGCCAACCAGAAAAGGAAGGCCCUUGACAAUGAACUUACUGAAACAAUAACAGCACAAAUUGGAUUGGACAAAACUGCUGAGAACUUCCGCCAGGUCCAUGCUGAGAGGCAAGAGCUGAUCUGCCAGUGGGAGAGCACCAUUGAACAGAUGAAGAAAAGGGACCAGGAGAUGCAGGACUGCGCAGCGAUGAUCACCAAAGUUAAUCAGGAUAUCCGAGAAAGGCACUCGGUGAUCAAAGAGAAGACGGCCUUUCUGGAGAGCGAGGUGGAGAACAAUAAGGAGUAUGAGAAGAAGAUCGGUGCGGCUGAGCGGCAGGCGGCCAAACUUAGGCAACAGUUUCAAGAGCAGGAGGAGAACCGCACACGGUUGCAUGAUGAGUUGGAGAGUCUGAAGAGUAUUGUUGACCGAGCAGCGUCAGAUGUGGAGAAUGUUCGAGCUCAAAUAGCCAGCAUGAAAAAGGACAUCGAGGACAAAUCCACCAAAGUGAAGGAUGCCAAGCUUCAUAAUGCAGCCCUGGAGGAGAAGCUGGCGUCUGUAACUGAGGCCACCAUGAGUGUGGAGGAACGUGCUGCCCAGAUGGAGCAGCUGCUAAAGGAGGAGGAGCAGAACAUCAAGGAGGUGGACUUGCUGUUGCAUCGCCAUAGGGAAGCGGUGUUCCGCAAAAACCAGGAGCUUCAGGCCCUGCGCCUGAAGGAGAAGGACUCGGUCAGCGAGGUAUCUGGCAGCAAAGCCGCCAUCACUAACUUGGACAGCAGGAUUCGCAAGGUGGACCAGAACACUCUCAAGCAGCAGGAGAUCAUAUACAGCCAGGACUUCCAGAUCCAGCUGCUGGAGAGGAAGAUGUCCCGGCUGCAGGGGGAGGUGAACACGGAGGAGAAACAGGCCCUGGAGAAGAGGGUGGAGGAACUGAGUGACACGCUGGAGGAGAGGAGGAAGACCACCACCAUGCUCACCACACAGCUCAAGAAGCUCCAGGACGACAUCCGCUGUGUGAGGAAGGAAAUGGAGAAGACGGGUGCGGAGAAGAGAAACCUGACCACAAAGAUCGAGGAGCUCAAUCUGUUCAACGACACUUCAGAUAAAGAGCUCAAGAAACUCCGACUCAAGAAGCAGGACACUAUGGUGGAGGACAACAUCCUGAAGCUGGAGAUCAAGCGGCUGAGGGACCUGCUGUAUGACAAGGCUGAUAGGGUGUUGUCCCUGGAGAAGCGCCGGCUCCAGCUGCAGACGGCCAUGGGCGAGCGCGAGGAGGAGAUCAGGGUCCACGGCGAGAUGCUCACCAAGCAGUUUAGGAUCACUGACCAGGAGCGCCAGGCUCUCAGUGCUGAAGUGCACGAGAGGAUGUCCAAAAUUGACAAGAUGAGGAAAAAAUAUGAGAUCUUAACCAUGCAGGGCCCGGAGGGGGAGGAGGAGAAGUCUCAGGCUUUCUACGUCAUUAAGGCAGCCCAAGAAAAAGAGGAGCUUCAGCGCCAAGGUGACACCCUCGAUGCCAAAAUUCGCAAGGCUGAGAAAGAGGUCCUUGCUCUUGAGAACACCCUCCAUGUGGUGAACAGCCGCAAUCACACAUACCGCAAGUCCUUCAACAGGGUCACUGAGUCCAGUGAGGAGUACCAAGAGAAACUGAAGCUAGAAGGAGAAAAAAGAGCAGCUGAGGACAAGUACAGAUUAAAGAGAUGCCAGAUCAAAGAACUCCAGGAGGACAUACAGAGCAUGAACAAUACCCUUGAAAUUCUUCUACAAGAGGAGACGGAGCAGAAUGGGAGGACAGACGAGACUCAGUCACGCAUCCUUUCUCUGAACAUGGAACUGGCCUCUCAGAAAGAGAAACUCGAUAGGGUCAACAAACAGUGUACAAAGCUCACAAAAGAGAUCCGCUCAACCAAGCAGACCACGGAGAAGACGUUUGAAGAACGGGACGUCCAGCUCCGAGAGCUUAAGGACUUGAACAAGAAGGUCAACCACAUGCUCCUGGAGGCCAUGGACCGCAGUCCUGAUCUGGAAUCGGCUCUAGUGAUGUACUUCACUCAGGCCAAUCUGCUCCUGCCGUCCCCUGGAUCUGCUCCAGGCAGCCGACAGGGCUCCAAGGCCACCUCCGCUCGCAGCUCUGCCUCCGUCAGGUCCUCAGGCUCCUCAGCCAGCAGUAGCCCCCGGGGCUUAGCUCUGCAGUCUCCCCCAGUCAAGACCCUGGAGCUGGGCCUGGGUCUGUCUGUGACCUCCCCUCCUCUGGCUACAACGUCCCCACAGAGUUCCCGACCAUCCAGCAGCAGGAUUGCACAGCGCAAGAGCCCUUAGAUAGGCACACCUUCAGCCCAUGUAACACAUGGUUGUGUACUGCCUUUUACAAACAUGAUUCAUUAUUCAUAAAAUUCACAAAAUGAAUGCAGCCUAUACAAGGAGUGUAUGUUUUGUACCAAAUAAAGCCUAUAGUUUAAGAUUAUUUGAAUGAAAUUAUUUGAAUAAAUACAUUGUUUUUAUUUAUUUAAAAGUUAGGUUGAUUUGAUUGUGUCUUCUAUAUCCAUUAAGGUAAUCAGUGAAAAUAAAAGGAAUUGAGAGCCCUAUCGUGCACAUGGCGCAAAGUGCGACGCAAGUUUUAUUCAUAUCGUAGGCUACCCAAACAGUGAUGAAUUUUUCGACGCGGCCCACUUCAAACAUUGCGCCCACGGAUGUGUCAAUGAACGAACAUAGGUGUGGUCUGGCGCUUGAUCUAAAAAUCUUACAACCACUAAAAAUCAUUACGCCACUGACCAAGGGGAAAAAAAUAGUCUAUAGCAAAAAGCUAAAGCACAGCGGCGAAGACACACUGUCAUGAGCAGCCCCCCUACUAAUAAUGAGGCAGGCAACGACUCAUUUUCAGGAUGAAUAAGCUAUUGCUACCCCCACCCCCAGUUUUUGUGUUUUUUUUUUCGAUUUCGAUUGUGACCCCUUGUCCGUUAAUGAAAGUAUGUAACUUUGAUCUAUUUUCUGCUAGUCACAUAGGUUUUAAUAGGCUAAAGCAAGUAGGCAUAGGCUACUAGGAAUUCUGCACGCAGAUUCCUUCAGAUGUAUUGACUGUUAAAAUACCAAUGGGCUCAGAUGUCAUAAAAGAUGUUACGCCCAAAACACCCACAUGAAUGUUUAGGAAAUAUAAGCAUAAACAUUUUGAACAGUGCGCCCAGUGUUUAAUCACAAAAUCCCGCCUGGACACGUCUUAAAUGUUUUUAAACUUUGCAUCUCUGACCAGACGUUUCAGAUAGCCAAGAUAGGGUCCAAUUUGUGAAAGUAAAACACAUUUCCAUCAUGGUCCCUGAUGUCUGCAAGACCGGAGAGACCAGUUUUUGUGUUUUAUUAGCAUGGGCUUAAAUGACCCGUGUAGGGUUACGCUGGUUUUUUUGUAGGCCUAGGCUACAUAAAAAGGUGUAGCCUACUUCCUCAUACAUCACAGAGAGGAGCAUUCUAUCUUGUGUCAGGGUCGUCGAAGUUAUGACUCAAGGGAAAAUGAUCCAUGUACUGCUUUUGGUGGGACUCUUUUGUUACUCUGCUGGUCAGAGCACUCCAGCUUCAACAACUUGGCCUACCACCGCUACUGCUUCGACGAAUGUGUCUCCUACACCUGAGACAGGUCUCCCAAUAGUUGUGGCACUGAGAGUCGUUAUCCAGUCACAUGAGGCUCUGAAUGCAACAACUGUACAAACCUCUUUGGGCAAGAUCGCAUCCCUACUCUCACUGGGCUCAGAAGUCCAAAUAUCAGUGAGGAGCCUUCAGCUUGUCUAGUUUUCCACAUCCUACUACACUACAUGUGCUGUUGCUUAAAACAAGACAUGAUUAUGUCAUCCAAGGGGGACAUUGUUUUCAUACCCUUCACAAAUAGGUAGCUCUGUCAUCAUUGUGUAGAGAGAACCCUUUUUCCUAUUUGAGAAAAUAGUACAGUGUUGCUGAUUAUAGUGCCUAUACUGUCUAUAUUGUUGUUGGAAUAUUGAAAAUAAUAAAGCUUUGCCUAUUGGCAAAACAAGUUA